GCCACAAGACAUUUCUCCUUUUGCCAUAAUAUCUUCUGCUCAAUUCCCAACAGAACCCACACAUAUUCUGCCUCUUUUUAUCUCUUUGAACGUGCCAUUCUCCUUCAUUUGUUUCUUUCCUUGUUAUUUAAUUAGUUUUUUUUCUAGAUAUUUGACUUGCAUCAAGUUAUUCCCACUUCAAGCAAAGAUUUGGGGAUAAUGGUGAAUUUGGGGUUGUUUUCUGAGAUCAAGCCCCUACUAUCAGUGAAUGUGAGAUUCAGGAUACCUUAUUAUACUCAGUGGGGUCAGAGUUUGGUUGUGUGUGGCUCUGAACCGGUUCUUGGUUCGGGAAAUGUGAAGAAGGGCCUUCUUUUGACCCCUUUUCAUGAAGGUGAUGAGCUAAUAUGGGGUGGGAGUUUGGCUGUUCCAGCUGGGUUUCAAAGUGAGUACAACUAUUAUGUAGUGGAUGAUGAGAGAAAUGUAAUAAGAUGGGAGGUUGGAAAUAAGAGGAAAUUGGUGCUUCCUGUUGGAAUUGAAAAUGGAAAGGUGGUGGAGCUUCAUGAUCUUUGGCUGAAUGGUAGCGACAGUCUCCCUUCUAAAAGUGCAUUCAAGAAUGUAAUCUUUCGCAAGAGUAGCAAAUUGGCUAUUGAGAAACCACUUGGCACGAUUCAAAAUAAGUUGGAUGAUGAAGAUUCAAUUAUCCUCCAGUUCAAGAUAUGCUGCCCAAAUAUAGCAGAUGGAACAUCAAUAUAUGUAAUUGGCAGCUCCGAAGAGCUGGGGAGAUGGAAGGUUCAUGAUGGACUAAAACUCAAUUAUGUUGGUGAAUCUAUUUGGGAAGGCGAUUGUGUUGUACCAAAGGGUGCUUUCCCCUUAAAAUACAAAUACUGUAAAUAUGGGAAUAAUGGAAAUUUCUCUCUAGAAUAUGGUUCUAAUCGGGAGAUAACAGUUGACAUCUCAGCCAGUGGACCAAAUUACCUUAUUCUUUCAGAUGGCAUGAUGCGAGAAAUGCCAUGGCGCGGUGCUGGUGUUGCAAUUCCGAUGUUUUCCGUGAGAUCAGAGGAUGAUGUAGGAGUUGGAGAGUUUCUUGAUCUGAAAUUAGUUGUUGACUGGGCUGUUGACUCUGGAUUCCAUUUACUCCAGCUUUUGCCAAUAAAUGACACUUCUGUGCACAAGAUGUGGUGGGAUUCGUAUCCAUACAGCUCUCUCUCCGUAUUUGCAUUGCAUCCACUAUACCUCAGACUCCAGGCACUUUCAGAAAAUAUACCAGAUGAUGUCAAUCAAGAGAUACAGAGGGCAAUGAAAGAGCUCGACGGAAAGAGUGUAGAUUACGAGGCUACUAUGGCUACGAAGCUUUCAAUUGCCAAGAAGAUUUUCGAUUUGGAGAAGGAUUUGAUACUAAAUUCUAGUAACUUCAAGAAUUUCUUGACUGAGAAUGAGGAAUGGUUGAAUCCGUAUGCAGCCUUUUGUUUCUUACGAGAUUUCUUUGAAACUUCAGACCACAGCCAAUGGGGCACAUUUAGUCAAUUUUCAAAAGAUAAGCUUGCAAAGCUUGUAUCCAUGGACAGCUUCCAUUAUGACAUCAUACGCUUCCAUUAUUAUAUACAAUACCAUUUGCACUUACAAUUGUCAGAAGCAGCAGAAUAUGCAAAAGAGAAAGGGGUGGUAUUGAAAGGAGAUCUCCCUAUAGGUGUUGAUAGAAAUAGUGUAGAUACUUGGGUAUAUCCAAAUUUGUUCCGGAUGAACACCGCUACUGGUGCCCCUCCAGAUUAUUUCGAUAAAAAUGGGCAAAAUUGGGGGUUUCCCACUUACAAUUGGGAAGAGAUGUCUAAAGAUAACUAUGCUUGGUGGCGUGCUCGUCUGUCACAGAUGGCAAAUUAUUUCACGGCCUACAGGAUAGAUCACAUAUUGGGUUUCUUCAGAAUCUGGGAGCUUCCGGAACAUGCAAUGACAGGUCUAGUUGGAAAAUUCCGACCAUCUAUACCUCUUAGUCAGGAGGAGCUUGAAAAAGAAGGAGUAUGGGACUUUGAUCGAUUGAGCAAACCGUAUAUUCUGCAAGAGUUUUUACAGGAAAAAUUUGGACCUUCGUGGAUAGUCGUAGCUUCUCAUUUUAUGAACGAGUUUCAGAAAAAUCGUUAUGAGUUCAAGGAUGAUUGCAACACGGAGAGAAAGAUUGCUGCCAAGCUGAAAUCACUUGUCGAGAAGUCCUUGUUGUUGGAAAGUGAAGAGAAAUUGCGUCGUGAUCUCUUUGACCUUCUGCAGAAUAUCGUGCUUAUUAGAGACCCCGAGGAUCCUAGAAGUUUUUAUCCUCGUUUUAACCUAGAAGAUACGUCAAGUUUCAGGGAUUUGGAUGCACACAGCAAAAACAUCUUCAGAAGAUUGUAUUAUGACUACUAUUUCCAACGGCAAGAGAGUCUUUGGCGCCAGAAUGCCAUGAAGACUCUGCCUGCUCUCCUAAACUCGUCGGAUAUGCUAGCAUGUGGAGAAGAUCUAGGCCUAAUUCCUUCUUGUGUUCAUCCUGUUAUGCAGGAACUGGGAUUAAUAGGAUUACGUAUUCAACGUAUGCCAAGUGAAGCUGAUUUGGACUUUGGCAUUCCUUCUCAAUAUGGCUACAUGACGGUAUGUGCUCCGUCAUGCCACGAUUGUUCUACCUUACGUGCAUGGUGGGAAGAAGAUGAAGAAAGAAGACGUUUGUUUUUCAAAACCAUGGUGGGUUCCGACAGUUUGCCACCGAAGCAAUGUGUUCCAGAAAUAGCAUAUUUUGUCCUGCGUCAGCAUGUGGAAGCUCCAUCAAUGUGGGCAAUUUUCCCUCUACAGGAUUUGCUAGCAUUAAAAGAAGAAUACACGACACGCCCUGCGGUAGARGAGACAAUCAAUGAUCCUACGAAUCCUAAGCAUUAUUGGCGAUUCCGUGUUCAUGUGACAAUGGAAACCCUGUUGAAGGAUGCAGAACUUACAACAGCGAUUAAAGGACUAGUUUGCGGGAGUGCAAGAUCGUAUCCUGGUGAACAAGUGCAAAAUCUCUCUGCUGUUACAGAGAAGCAGCAAGAAAUUGGAAUCAAGCAGGAGAAGAUUCGUCUACCGAAUCAAGAUCCAAAAAUUACAAGCAUAGCAGUUCUGUAAACGAUCCCACUUGGAAUCUUUGGAAGCAAAUGGAUCAUCAAUGGCUGUUAUGUGUUUAUAAGAUGGAUGUCAACCCAAAUGCUGUAAUAAAAGCUGUAAAUCUUUUCUAGAAUUGUUUUAUUUGAACUUGUUGAAUAAAAUGGCAAAUCCAUGUGAAUGUGAAACUGGAUUUUGAGAUGUUGGUAUGGCUUAAACUAACAAGUGUCCAUAAAGAAAUAUCAAUAUAUUGGGUUCAAUUUUUUAACUA
Cynara cardunculus var. scolymus (artichoke) is the source of this 3346-nucleotide messenger RNA. Its product is annotated as 4-alpha-glucanotransferase DPE2. Gene Ontology annotation, molecular function: starch binding; 4-alpha-glucanotransferase activity. The record is from RefSeq and is a predicted model, not a curated record. The transcript is spliced from 23 exons. Bases 199 to 3099 code for a protein of 966 amino acids. Gene Ontology annotation, biological process: carbohydrate metabolic process. Lineage: Eukaryota; Viridiplantae; Streptophyta; Magnoliopsida; Asterales; Asteraceae.